Molecule: messenger RNA, 9147 nt
Organism: Astyanax mexicanus (Mexican tetra)
Lineage: Eukaryota; Metazoa; Chordata; Actinopteri; Characiformes; Acestrorhamphidae
Gene: bltp3b
Product: UHRF1 binding protein 1-like
Exons: 22
Coding region: 251-4477 (1408 amino acids)
Source: RefSeq, a predicted model, not a curated record
ACCACAGGCCCCAGCAGUACCGCAGUCAGUAUGGAGCCCGCUGGAAGGUGGGAGACGCCGCUGUGUUUCUGCCUGUAGAGCUACUGUCUGUCAGUCAGUCAGCUCCUAUGUGUCUGCGGCGGUGUGUUUACAGCGGGGGGAGGAAACAUGCCGCUGAAUAGAUAACCGGGAUCGCUAGUUAACAAUGAAGUGAAAACAGGAGAGAAGAUCUGAUCCCGGGGUGUGGAUAAAUCAUUCAUACGAUACGGUCAUGGCUGGACUGAUCAAGAAACAGAUCCUCAAGCAUCUUUCCAGGUUUGCUAAGAACCUGUCUCCAGAUAAGAUCAAUCUGAGCACUCUAAAAGGCGAGGGUCAGCUGACCAACCUGGAGCUGGAUGAGGAGGUGCUGCAGAACAUGCUUGAUCUGCCCACUUGGCUGGCCAUCAACAAAGUCUUCUGCAACAAGGCUGCAAUCCGGAUCCCAUGGACCAAGCUGAAAACGCACCCUAUUACUCUGUCAUUGGACAAAGUGGUGAUGGAAAUGAGCACCUGCGACGAGCCACGCCCACCCAAUGGCCCGUCUCCCAUAGCAACAGCCUCAGGUCAAAGUGAGUAUGGUUUUGCUGAGAAGGUGGUAGAGGGCAUCUCUCUGUCUGUAAACUCCAUCGUAAUCAGGAUCAGUGCCAAGGCCUUCAACGCUUCCUUCGAGCUCUCUCAGCUGCAGGUCUACAGCGUCAACACCAGCUGGGUGGCCAGCGACCUGCGAUUCACUCGUAUACAGGACCCUACACGUGGAGAGAUCCUGACAUUUAAGGAGGUGAACUGGCAGAUGAUCCGGAUCGAGGCGGAUGCCAUUCAGAGCUCGGAACACGAGGUGCUCAGCGCCCCAAUCCGCCUCAUCACUAACCAGUCCAAAAUCAGAGUAACACUCAAAAGAAAGAUGAAGGAUUGUAACGUGGUGGCCUCUAAGCUGAUCCUGAUCCUGGACGACCUGCUGUGGGUGCUGACAGACUCUCAGCUCAAAGCCAUGGUGCAGUAUGCCAAGUCUCUGAGUGAGGCCAUGGAGAAAUCAGCCCUGCAGAGGAAGAGCAUGGCGUCCGACUCCUCGCAGACAGCACCAGCAGCCCCAUCUGCACAGCAAGUACACACACAGCAGGCCUCAGCAGCACAAGACCAAAGUGCCUCUAUGGCUCGGCUCUUCAACGCAUACAACGUGUGUGAGACGUCCCAUCACCUGCAGAUCACACACCUCGACCUGCACAUCUGCGACGACAUCCACGCCAAGGACAGAGGCUUCAGUAAAAGGAUUGAAGGUGGAGCUAUGCAGCUCUCUUUCAGUUCCAUUACUGUAGAUUAUUACCCCUUCCACAGAGCAGGUACCAACUGUGAGAGUUGUCUGCAUUGGAUGCACUACAGUGAUGCCACUAAGGCUCGUGAAGGCUGGGCUCGCUCUCUGCUGGAGGACUUCAGGUCUAAUGUGGACAUGCUCAAAAACGCCGUCAGUGGCCAGACUCAGAGCUCUCCUCAGCACGGGAAAAUCUCCACCAGUUCUAGUAGUUCUUUCUCUCCACCGCCCACACCCAGAACCCAGAUGAUGUCCAGCUCUAUAGUACUACGCAUGGCUGACUUUAGCAUUUACCAGGUGUCAACGGCUGACCAGCGGCGCUCCAGUCCUAAAGCUAUGAUCUCCUGUAAUAAGAAGACCCUCUACCUCCCCCAGGAGAUGCCAGCCAUCUAUGCUGAAUUUACAGAGUAUUACUUCCCCGAUGGAAAAGACUACCCAAUUCCCUGCCCUAACCUGUACGUGCAGCUGAACGCCCUACAGCUGGUGGUGGAUUCACGCAGUUUGGUUUGGCUCAAUUUGUUUGCUCUGGACCUGCGACAGAGCCUGGAGCAGUUCAUGGAACUCUACAAGCUGGACGACUCGCAGAAACCCGAUGAGCACGUCGACGUCAGGGUGGACGGCCUUAUGCUUAAGUUAGUGAUCCCUGCCGACCAGGAACAGCUCCAGCCGGACCUGCCGCGCUCCAUCUCUGUGCAGAUGUCUGAAAUGGUGGCCACCAACACUCGCCACUCGUCUGGAUGUUCCCGCUCCGACCUGGAGUCUCUCCUGCAGGCUUUCAGGGAGCAAGCCUUCUUCACCUCCUCUUCAUCCUCAUUCCCCCGCAGCUCCAGCGCCUUUCCUGUACUGCACCCGGUCUUCCAGCGUCACGCACAUGAGCAGGACACCCGGGUGCACGACGUGUACCGCGGCCUGGCUCCGCCCUCGCUGUCCACCAAUGCCCUCAAGACCCCAUCGGCCACUGACCUCUGGGCCCUGCACUUUUCCCAGUUCUGGGUGGACUAUGAGGGCCGUGGCCGCCCGACACCCUGUGUGGACUCUUUUCCUCUCACCCUGUGGGUGUGCCGGCCAGCCUGCCACGUCCAGCACCAACGCAGACUUAAAGCUGCCGCUCUGCCCAGGAGCGAGUCCGCCAGUGACACGGCCAGCCGUCUGCAGAGGAAGAAGCUGCUAAAGGAGUAUUACAGCACCGAGGCGUCCGCGAGCAAUUCUUACAGCAACGGCCUCUGCAAGCCCCGCUCUCUGGAUGGACUGAGCUGUUCCAACCCUUCUUCCCUUUCUCUGUCAUCUACAUCCUCUUCUUCAGAGGAUGAAGAGGCAGACCUGCAGGUGCUAGUUCAUGUACAGAAGUCGAUAAGUGCUCAGGUGAGCCACAGUCAGUAUGUGUUCCUACUGCGACUCCAGCAGACAGUGAAGUCGCUUCAGCACACCUUACAGCAGGACCUGGAGCAGCACGGCUCCAAGCUGAAGGAGAGCACCGGACGGCCCUUCGGUGCAUCCAUAGGCCUCCUCAUGCGGACUGCAGAGGUUUCUCUGUUGCUGAAGCCCGUGCCCAGUUCUCUGGACUCUGAACUCUCCGGGAGCAGAGCCACACUGGAGGCCGGCAGCAGCGACACCGGGGACGGACUGGCUGACCCGGGAAAACCCAAGCCCCCGUGCCCUGUGGACCAGCUACUCUGUGUAAGCACAGAUGUGCAAGGUCAGAAUGUACAACCCCUCCUCCCGUCCUCUGCCCCCAACGAAGGAAGGAAAGGGUCCAUGGAGGAGAAGCCAGGCUCAGAGGAGAAGAAUGGAGGAGACGGCUCUCACGAUGCAGAAGGGUGCAAAGCAGAUCCCAAAGCCCAGCAGAACGAGGCUUUGUUAAACAGGACUGUGGGAGCAGACCCACUGAGUGAUCCUCUGGCCAAAGACUGGAAUGACAAGAACCAGGGAGCCAGACUACCUCAAUCCAUGUCCAGGAAAGGCAGUUUAUCAGUGGUCUCUGACCUCUUGACCUCCACACACAUCAGGUCUACCUCCUUAUAUUCCAUGCCCAGCAUUGGGCGUCUGAUGCGGGAUCGCUCUCAGUCCAGCUUCUCAGUUUCCUACAAGAACAUGAAGAAGAGUCCCUCACUGCAGUCUCUGGACAACAUCUCUAUAGACAGCUACUUACUGGAGGACUGUGACUCCUACAGCCUGAUGGAGAGAGAUGACGUGUCAAUCUCUGCUUUCAAAGCUCCUCUGAGUGAGCCCUCUGUUCCAGAGAGAACAACAGAGGUAGAGGACGCAGAUGAUGCCCAGUCACCUGAUGCGGUCAGUGCCACCUCCCAGAGCAUCGACGAGCCCACCAAAGACCUGGUCUCUGUGCUGGUGCUGAAAGUCCACUCUGUGUGUGGCUCUUUGGACCUGAGAGGUGAUAACACUGCAGUGGCUCUGGAGGUGGGGCAGGUCCGGCCCAAUCAGCUGGGCAAUGUCAGUCUACGCCAGUAUCUUAGCAACCGCAGCCUCAACUCUGGUUCAGGUCAGGACCCCAGCAGUCAGCAGCUGAGUCCAGAAGUGUCCCUCCGGCUGGAGAGUGGUCCAGGGGCGGCGGCUCACUCUCCUCUGGCUGAACAUAACGGCUUCCUGCAGUGUCGCCUCCAGGCCUUCAGCGCUGACUUCCUCACUACAUCCCUGAGAAACCUCGCCAUCUUCCUGGAGGAUGACUCCGCCUCCCAGGUCCUCCCCAUGGAGAUCACCAUCAAAGAUACACAUGUGAACCUGAAGGAUGAUGGUCCCAGAGAUAACCCGUCAGAGCCGGAACCCACCCCCGUCUCCCUACACAUCCACAAUCUCCUGGUGCACCGCCGAGAUGACGGCUCGUUCCACAUUGGAGUUGAGCGUGCUGCAGAGGCAGAGCCUCAGAAGGCGGGGCCUGUGACUGACAGCAGGCUCAGCUCUGUGCCUGAAGUUCCCGUAGGCGUGGCCUGUGAGCCGAAAGCCACUCAGACUGCACCUCUGUCACCCACAAGCCCCCUCCCCGCCAGUAAAGACAAGCUGCUGGUGGAGGAGAACGAGUGUUUGAAGCAGGAACUCUCCAGAACCAAGAUGGCGCUCGCCGAGGCCCAGAUGGAGAAGGACACGCUCCUGCACCAAAUGAAGAGCCUCAAACUCAACUGUGGGGGGAGCACCAGCUAGUGAGCCUGCGUGUGCAGGACUGACACCAGCCAGCAGCAGCAGCAGCAGGAACAGGAACAGCAGCAGCGAGUUCGGAGGGGCCCGGCACCUGAAUGGCAAAAGCUCAGUCAGUUCCUGGGCCUGGGCUUGAGCUGUGGGAGGACGGCGGUGUGUUUUCCUGAUGGUGUGGGGUUUUUUUUUUAUUAUUAUUAUUCUGACCACACUCAGGGUCCACACACAAACACACACACAUGCACACAUAUAAUGUGGGCUGUGAUCUAAUGGCUAAUGGGAGAGAGCCCAGUAUCAGAGAUCAGGCAAAAAAGAGCUGUACUGGAAAGGCCUAAUCCUGAGAUGGCUUGCUUUAAAGGCUGUGUCAAUUCUCUUCUUCUUCUUCUUCUUCUUCUUCUUCUCUUCUUCUUUUAACUUUCUGAUGGACUGCUUUUUUUUUUUUUCUUUAUACAGUUUGAAAAUGUCAGCUUGGUUGCUGUGUGUGUGUGUGUGGGGGUCAACCCGCACGACCCCACCAACAGAGACACAGACAAACUCUGGGGAGCGUGUGUGCGUGCGUGCGUGUGUCUGCCCGAAUGCCUGCCUGUCUGCCUGCCUGUGUGUGUAUGUGUGUGUGUGAGUACAUUCCGUAUUCAUAGGCUCAGCCAAUGGCCACUCUUAGUCUUACCCAAGGGUCAGUAAAACUCUGAAUGUCAUAUCUUAAAAAGAAUGUCUUAAAAAAAUAAACUUUAAAACAAGACGAGUUUGCACAGCGCUGACCUGUAUCAAGCAAUCGAGCUGUUAACAAUAAUAGAAUUGUGUUUGUGUGUACAGUAGGGAUAACACAAUGUAUAUUUUUUUCUUCUUUAUUUUUUUCUUCUUUUCUUGUGUUUUGUACAAAAGCAGUAAGAAUGACAGUGUUCCUUCGGGCGCCGAGUGGUCCAGCGGUCUAAAGUGCUGCCACUAUGAGCAGGAGGUCGCAGGUUCGAACCCCAGCUCAUGCAGCUUUGCCAUCAAGCUGCCGGCGUCAGAGGGAGCAAAAUUGGCCCUGCUCCCUCUGGGUGGGUAGAUGGCGCUCUCUCCCCACAUCACUCCUAUGGUGAUGUCUGCAGCACAGGGCGUCUGUGAGCUGAUGUACCGGAGCCGAGCCGCUCUGGCUGCUCGGUAAUGCUGCUUCAGCAGCAGCUCGAAAAGAAGCGGUGGCUGACUUCACAUGUAUCGGAGGAAGCAUGUGUUAGUCUUCACCCUCCUGGUGUGUUGGGGCAUUACUAGUGAUAGGGGGAGUCCUAAUGAGUGGAUUGGGUAAUUGGCCGUGUAAAUUGGGGAGAAAAAUGGGAAAAAAAAAAGAAAAAAAAAAAAAAAGGAAUGACAGUGUUCCUGUGUAAAUGUAAAUGUGUGUGAAUGUGUAUGAACGCAGAUGGGGGAAGGGAAAAUUUUCUACCUUUACGUUUUAAUACGCCCAGAAAGUGAAAGUCUUUUUUUUUUCCCUAAAAAAAAAGCCCUUUUAAUUUCACUACAAUUAUCAUUUCCAUAAUGCGACAUUGCACUUAGCUGUUGAUUGUCUGCGUACGCAUAGCGGCACUUUGCGAUCUGUAGUAAUCAUUAGUAUAGUAGUCGUAGGAGAGAAUCCUGCCAGUUCAGGCUCUCUGCUAUGUGUGUGUGUGUUUGUUUGUGUGUGUGUGUGUGCGCGCUCUACCAUUCUGUGUGUGUUCUAGUACAUGUUUUCAUUGAGUUUUAUAUGAGCUGAAGUGCUGCGCAGUGUUUGCAGUUAUCAUGCUGUGUGAGCAUCAUAUCUGUGGAAUUCUCAGUGGAGGUUCUAACAAAAAAAAAAAAAAAAAAGGCGCAAGUUGGGUUCUUGUGAUUGCGUGUGGAGAUGGCAGACAGCCCAAAAAAAGUUCCACAUUAUUAUAUGGCUUAUAUACUUUUUCUAGAGCAGUAAUUCCCAACCCUGGUUCUGGAGGACCCUGAAGCCCUGCACAUUUAAGGCCACUUAAUGUUCAUAUUACAGGUUGGAAGUAAAUGAGGUAAAUCUGAUUUCUUUUGUUUCUGUGUGACACAGAUCUAUUGUUUUUUUUUUACAGUGCUGUGUGGACACGUCAAAUUUAUUAUUUUAUGUCAUAGGUGACACACUGAAUUGGAUAUUUUCAAUUACAAAACUGGUCAGUUCAGUAUCUAGUAUCCAGUAAUCCAGUAAAUAUGUAUGUAAUUUGCAGCAAAGUGACUUAAUGGUCAGUUUAGAAUUUAUAACAUUUUAUAACAAGUCAAGGAGAAUGAAAAGACAAAAAAAAAGAUGGCGAGAUGAGAAAGUGAGUGCAAGUAAAUGAGAAAAUGGACAGCAGCAGUCAUUUGAGGCCUUAAAUGGACUGAUGUGUUUAUUUCAACAAUAUUACAAACUUGUGUCUCCGUGCAGUGUUCCGUAUUCAUUUCAAAUGCAGUUUCAGAUUACGGCUGCAGCCUCAAAGGAAAAAAAAUAAAAUAAAAUCCUGACCAUGGCUGAAUAACCUGUCCUUUUCAGCAAGCUGGAGUGAAUUCUCUGUAAUAAGCUCAGCAGCAGCCCAAACUCAUUUGCAGAUCUUGAAAAUCUGACAAGAAUUAAAGUGAAACUUAACGCGAAGCAUUGCUCUGUCACGCAUGUAUGCAACUUACAAAGUGUGAACCAAUCAGAUGUCAGAUGUCAGAUAGAAGUCACAUUAAAAGAUUGUGUGAGUUGCCUAAAUUAAAUAUCAGAUGUAAGAAAAUCAGAUUUGGAUCACUUUUACUUAACAUGUGAAUGAAACAUUAUUUGCAAGUGACCAGAUCAGAUUAGUGUGUUUCGAGCUUGUGUGUCAGAUAUGCAUAGACAUCACAAGCAUAUCUGGAUUGGUUGCUGCGGUAACGAGGUCGGUGUCAUUAACUAACCUUUGGUGGUUUUCAUGGAUCCUUACACUUUCAUCACUCUGGAUUUGAUAAGUUGUUGUUUAUUUUUGUAAGUAGCGCAAAAGACACGUUGAAAUCUGAUUGGGACGUCCAGAGGAUCUAGACAGAUCCAGAAGACAUACUUUCUGUUUCUGUACAGUUCUGACUGUAAUCACAUAUUAAAUUACCUCUAAAUGUGGUUUGGCUCUGAUUUGCAAUAAUCAGAUUUCAUGUGUUUUUGUCAGUCUGGAUACAAUCUACACAUUUCAAAACGGGGUUUGAGAUUGGAUAUGUCUCCAGUUUAUGGGUCUGUACCAUGAAUGUGAACGCUCAGCAUAUGAUUAGUGCCGUCAUCAUCAUUCAGCCCUGCGCUAAAUUUUGACUUCCUGCCAAAACCUGACGUCACACAGCACUAUGAGCACAACAUAUUGCGCUGGUGAUUCCUGUUGCUUUUAAUUAUAAAAAAACUAUUGAUAUUAAAACGUCCUUCACAACAUUCUGGCAGGGAGUUGGAAUUUGGAACAAAACGGACAGUGCGGCACAGUAAACUGUGUGUGUGCACGCCGCUUCUGAGAUUGAUUUGUUCACAGACACAAAUCACUUACAUUUAUGAAUGUAAAGUGUCAGGAUAGCCAAAUCUGAUCUGAGCCAAAAAUCUGAAUUGAUUAAUGAGGCUUGUAAUGUAAAUGUAUCUUAAGUGUGAACAAGACAUAACUAGAAGUGGCAUAUUAAUGAGCUAAAAAGCUAAUGACAGAAACAGAAAUGCUAAUGUUGUGUUCAGACUGCAGGGAAAUCUGGUUUAUUUAACAAAUCAGAUCUGUUAGAUGACUGUAUGCAUCGUAUGUCAUUUUCAAGUGAUCAGAUUAGAUUUGCAUGUUCAGACAUCAUCACAACCGUAUCUAUAUUGGAUUCUAGGUGAUGCACACGAUGCAUUGAAAUCAGAUUUGAGCAGUUAAAGGUCCAGAGUCUCCAGACUGAGACACGUCUCUGAUUUUGUUCAAAUAUUUUUGUGUGUGAUUUGCCUAAAUCUGAUUUAAUGUGGUUUUUGUCUGUUUAGACUAUCAAAAAUCAAUUUGGAUACAAAGUAGAUCUAACAAAAAUCUGAUUUUGGCCUGGCAUUCUAAACAAAGCCUAAAAUGUGCUGUGCAGGGGGUCUUCCAGGACCCAGAGUCCUUAGAGAAUGUAAUUUCUUGAUUUAAUUGAUCACUUUAUGCGUUCCUUUCUCUUAUUUAUACGAAGAGGACACCAGACCUGUGUUCUCAUCAUGUACAGUAAUGCGUCUGUGUAUAAAAAUGCUUCUCAGUUCUUUCUAGACCAAAGCCCCAGUUCUUUAUUCCUUUCCCUCCUCUUCUAUCCCUCCAUCCCUCGCUCCUCACAGCAGCCUCUACAAGUGCCUGUCGCUGCACGCCCUCUCCAGGGGCCUGGUCAUCUGUCCUCUCUCUGAAUGUGUUCCAGGCUUUUUUUUUUUUUUUUUUUUUUUUUCGUCAGGCUCUUCUUCUUUCUCUCGCUCGGUGGGAAAAGCGUCAUCCAUCAGCAUCGAGCCCAGAGAGCCCGACUAACAAACACUUGAUUGUACACAAACCUAAAAGAGGCAAUGUGACCCCCUUCCCCUCUGCCUCUUCUUCACCCUGGCCCGUCCUCCACCCAAACCAAAUCCACUCUGCAGUCACGUGUGAGCUCCACCCACUGAGCACAACCGGAAAAUGUCACGAGGACAAGCAAGCAAAACUUGUAGAAGAUUUAAUAUGUAAAAGCUGCUGAAACAUCUGAAAAUAAAAAGAAUGAAAAUGAAUGUCUUUCUAAAA